AGAGGGCUCUUCCGGCGCCUUCCCAGGCGGGGAUGCUGCGGCUCCGCAGCGGGCUGAGGCACCUUCGGGCAACACCCAAUACUCGGGGCUCCGCUCGGCUUCUUUGCGCCGAGAUGCCUAAGAAGGCUGGUGCGACGACCAAGGGUAAAAGCCAGAGCAAGGAACCAGAGAGACCACUUCCUCCCUUAGGUCCUGUGGCAGUUGAUCCUAAAGGAUGCGUCACCAUAGCCAUCCAUGCAAAACCUGGCUCCAAACAAAAUGCUGUAACAGAUUUGACAGCAGAGGCUGUAAAUGUAGCUAUUGCAGCACCUCCAUCAGAGGGAGAGGCUAAUGCUGAGCUCUGUCGGUAUCUUUCCAAGGUCCUAGAACUCAGGAAGAGUGAUGUGGUUUUGGAUAAGGGUGGUAAAUCUCGUGAAAAGGUGGUGAAGCUUUUGGCUUCUACAACUCCAGAAGAGAUCUUGGAGAAAUUAAAAAAGGAAGCCAAAAAAACAUAAAAGCAAGAAAUGAGGCCGGGCGCAGUGGCUCAUGCCUGUAAUCCCAGCACUUUGGGAGGCCGUGGUGGGCGGAUCACCUGAGGUCAGGAGUUCGAGACCAGCCUGACCAACAUGGUGAAACCCCAUCUCUACGAAAAAUACAAAAUUAGCCAGAUGUGAUGGCGCAUGCCUGUAAUCCCAGUUACUCAGGAGGCUGAGGCAGGAGAAUCACUUGAACCUGGGGGGCGGAGGUUGCAGUAAGCCGAGAUCGCGCCGUUGCACUCCAGCCUGGGCAACAAGAGUGAAACUCUCUCCCCCCGAAAAAAAAGAAAUAAAAAAUACAUCCUUGAGAAACUUUUUUAUUGCUAAUGGUGAAGAGGCUGUUAAAUAGAAAAAUAUACUACAUGCACAGAAGAACAUGGGGGACAUAUAUAUAUGUAUAUAUUCGAAUAAGACUCCAAAAAGUAGAAAUUUAAAAAGUGCUAUACAUUGCAUCAGGUUCUAAAAUCCCAAACCCCAAACAGCCUGGAACAUGUUACUCUGAUUUCAUGGCGUUGUAAAAUAACAGAGCUGGGAAGAAUAUUCAAGAUGACCUGAUUUAACACCUUUCAUUCUGUUGGGGGGCCUUUGAUUUCCUAUAUCCAGAAGUUGAGAGACUUACUCAAGAUUGUACCAUGCAAGCUGGCAACUAGAACCCAAAUCCUUGGACUACUUGUUGAAUGCAGUUUUUCUAGAUUGUAAAUUAAAAAUCAUAUCUCCACAACGGUUCUGGAAUUCUGGGGAUUGCCUUCUAAUCCAGUUUACAAGUGACAGAAAACCUGUUAUGCUGCUUUGUAGUCUUACCUUAGAUUUUUAAAUGCUUAUUUAAAUGUAAAAAAAAUUUUUUUUUUACAUCUUUUAAAGACUAUAUUUACCAUUUUGUUGAAAAAGUAAAGAAAAAUCAUGACUUGUAAUUAAAUGUGAAUUAUAAUUUUUGAGAAGUCACUGAAUUUUCAUCUUCCUCUAAUAACUUAAAUAAUCAGCAAAUUCAGUAGUUUUUAUGAAUCUCCAAAGAUCCUUAAAAGAAGAAAGAGGACUUGGAAGCUAUUUUCAGUAUUUGUAAAAGCUUGUCAGAAAUUACAUCUAUAUUAAAGUUUCAAAAGCUAAUAAUAUAUUUUUACAUCUUCAGGUCAAGUUAUAGUAAUUUAUUAAAGAAAAUAAAAUUAAUUUCCUUUGCUGAUCAGGAGAGCUGAUCUGCAGUUGUGCGCUUUGUCCAGCAAGUACAUGAGAAAGAUGUAUUGAUGGACCAAAUCAUUAAAAACAAAAUCCACAAGGAAGAACAAUAAUAAAAAUUGCUGAUGGUAGCUGGGCUUGGUGGCUCACGCCUGUAAUCCCAGCGCUUUGGAAGGUUGAGGCAGGAGGAACACUUGAGCCCAGGAGUUUGAGACCAGCCUGGGCAACGAAGUGAGACCCUGUAUCUGUCUCUGUCUCUUUCUUUAUAGAUAGAUAGAUAUACAUAGAUAGAUUUUAUACAUAGAUAUAUAUAUUUAUAUGUAAGAUUAUAUAUAAGACCUCAUAUAUAAGAAGUCCAGGCCGGGUGUGGUGGCUCAUGCCUGUAAUCCCAGCACUUUGGGAGGUCGAGGCGGGUGGAUCACCUGAGGUUAGGAGUUUGAGACCAGCCCGGCCAACAUAGUAAAACCCCAUCUCUACUAAAAAUAUAAAAACUAGCCAGGCAUGGUGGUGGGUGCCUGUAAUCUCAGCUACUCGGGAGGCUGAGGCAGGAGAAUUGCUUGAACCCAGGAGACGGAAGUUGCAGUGAGCCCACACGGUGCCACUGCACUCCAGCCUCGGCGACAAGAGUGAGACUCCGUCUCAAAAAGAAAGAAAAAAUCCCAGACAGUGAAAGAGAAGCUACUCGUCUAGUACAACUCUUAACUUGUACCAAAUAGGUAUCAAGGGCAAGAAAAGGUGGCUUAUGUGAGAUCACAGUGCACAUUAAUGGCAGAGCUUGGUUUAAGCCCAGCUGCUUUGUCUUCUAAACUGUGCCAUAUACUGCCUGCAAAUGUGCUUCUGUUUUACAUGGUCUUAAGAGCUUUUCCCACUCUUUCUCAAGACCAUUGCCAUGUGUGCUGUAAAGCCGUUUUACUUGUGGAUUUUACAUGGAUCACUGUUAGAAUGUCAUAAAAUGAUAUCAUAAAAGAUCAACUUUCCUGGCCGGGCAUGGUAGCUCACACCUGUAAUCCCAGCACUUUGGGAGGCCAAGGCAGGUGGAUCACCUGAGGUCGGGAAUUCGAGACCAGCCUGACCAACAUGGAGAAACCCCAUCUCUACUAAAAAUACAAAAAAUUAGCUGGGCGUGGUGGCACAUGCCUGUAAUUGCAGCUACUCGGGAGGCUGAGGUAGGAGAAUCGCUUGAACCCGGGAGUUGGAGGUUGCGGUGAGCUGAGAUCGUGCCAUUGCACUCUAGCCUGGGCAAAAGGAGCGAAACUCCAUCUCAAAAAAAAAAAAAAAAAAAAAGGAUCAACUUUUGGUCAGGCGUGUUGGCUUACGCCUGUAAUUCCAGCGCUUUGGGAGGCCGAGGCAGGCAGAUCACGAGGUCAGGAGUUCAAGAUCACCCUGGCCAACAUGGUGAAACCCCGUCUCUACUAAAAAUACAAAAGUUACCUGGGCAUAGUGGCAGAUGCUUGUAAUCCCAGCUACUCGGGAGGCUGAGGCAGGAGAAUUGCUUGUGAACCGGGACCCUGGAGGCAGAGGUUGCAGUGAGCCAAGAUCGCACAACUGCGAACUGCGCUCCAGCGUGGGCUGCAGAGGCAGACUCCGUCUCAAGAAAAAAAAAAAUCAGCUUUCUUUCCUUCCCCUGAAUCUUCUGCAGUGCCAGUUUCAUCCUCAGGCCCACUUGUUUCAUGUAGACAAAAGGCCAACCAGGUUUCAUAUUCACGUAUCAACCCCUGCAGUAGGAGAAAAGGCCACUCCUAGGAGCUCUGGUAUUUUCCAGAAGCUUUCAGUCAGCCUUCCCUUGUAUCAGCCCAAAUCAAGUCACAUGAAAUUUCUAAGCCAGCCCCUGUGAUCAGGGAAUGCCAUUCUAUAACACAAGUUCCCUAAAGCAGUAACUAUAGAAGAAAGAAUUACCCUAAUUGUUUCAGGCCAAUUAAGGCCCAUCCUAGAGGUGGAAAUGGGGUCAGCAUACUCAGAAGCAAAGAAGUAGAGAGAGUUGGAUACCUGAAUAAAAUUGGGAAAAGUUACAAAGAGAGGAAUGGAUGCUGGAGAGGAACCACCAGUUUCUACUACGAUAACCUAUUUACUUCAUUUUAAACGGUGAUAUUUUAAACGUGGGAACAUUUUGCCUAGUGAGUUUUUUUCUUUGAGAAACGUAGCAGUAUCUUGUAACAAAGAAGAUAUGGGGACACUCUGUCAUCAAAAACUACUUUGGGGCCGGGCAUGGUGGCUCACACCUGUAAUCCCAGCACUUUGGGAGGCCAAGGUGGGUGGAUCACCUGAGGUCAGGAGUUCAAGACCAGCCUGGCCACCAUGGUGAAACCCCACCUCUACUAAAAAUUACAAAAAUUAGCUGGGCGUGGUGGUACAUGACUGUAAUCUCAGCUACUUGGGAGGCUGAAGCAGGAGAAUUGCUUGAACCCGGGAAUCAGAAGCUGCAGUGAGCCGGGAUCACACCACUGCACUCCAGCCUGGGUGACAGAGCAAGGCUCUGUCUCAAUAACAACAACAAAAAAACAGAAACAAACAAAACAAAACAAACUACUGUUGGAGGUAGGAACUGGCCCAGGGGCUGUAUUCCCAGAACACGAUUCCCUUUUCCCCACUGCAAACAAGAUAGUCUACAGCAGCCUCACAACUUAAUUGUCUCACACAGGACUAUUCCUACUGUUAAGAGAUCACAGCUAAGGCUUGGGCACCUUGACCUGCUGUAGAAGCUCAGUUAAUGUACUUUUCAUCAUCUGGGCCCUGGUAUUCCCCUGUAAAUACUGAAGUAGACCCAGUGACCUAGUGCCCAAGACACAAAAUAUUCAGCCUCCGUAACAUUUGUCUAAUGACAUGGUUCUAGCUUUGCUCACUCCCAUUAAUUUCAAGUGAGUACUGGCUAGGCAGUCUAUAGUGACUUGAUUACACUGUCUUUCUUGUCCUGUGCUGUCCUGAGAAUCCUGGAUUUGAAGCAGCCUAUGAAUAAGGUUUGAAAAAUAUUUAUCCAACUAUGCCGACAUAUGAUGUUCUAGCACUGCAUCUGUCAUCUAUCACCCGCACCUUAAUAAAUGAUAAUUACUUGUGCAAACAUGAUGUAUUAAUCACUUAUUAACUUGGUUGCUUACUUGACAGACACUGCUAGGUGGUUUGCCUAUGCUGUACUUCGACAGAUCCUGGGAAAGAACAGCCUGGCUCAUUAUGCCCUGGAGGCAGGAGCAGAGAUUUCAGACUUCUGAUUUCUGUGAGCCAUUCCACACUUUCCUCUCGGUUAGGGGAGGGACAGCAAUAACCAGAGGAUGAAGGUGGAACCUUUGCAGUGCACACCUAGGCCAGUGCAGUGGCUUAUGCCUGUAAUCCCAGCACUUUGGGAGGCUGAGGCGGGUGGAUCACUUGAAGUCAGGAGUUUAAGACCAGCCUGACCAAUAUGGCGAAACCCUGUUUCUACUACAAAUACAAAUAUUCGCUGGGCAUGGCAAUGCAUGCCUGUAGUCCCAGCUACUUGGGAGGCUGAGGCCUGAGAAUUGCUUGAACCCAGGAGGCAGAGGUUGCAGUGAGCCAAGAUCAUGCCACUGCAUUCCAGCCUGGGCGACAGAGAUUCCAUCUUGAAAAAUAAAGUUCCAAAUACCUAAAUGCUCAAACUUUAGGAGGCAGCUCUCUGGGCUGUGGGCUGUCAGCAUCCCCCUCCUAGAUUCCAGGGAUUUGGUUACAUAGUUCUUUAGCUGUAAUGCAGAGUAUAAAUUUUAGAACCCACAUGGCCCCAAAUUCAAAUUGUUUUAAUGCAUGUAACUAGUGACUAAAAACUUAGAAUUUCAAUUUACAUCCAAGAGGUGGCACCAUAACACAACAGCAAAAAGCCACACAAACUGAAACUCGUUUCCUUUUGUAGUGAACAGCACUAUUAGGUAGUCUGCAGUGCCUGACUACGGGCUCACAUGCUGUGAUCCUUCUCGUUUUCUCAGAGCCAUUCCUUAAGCUUAGUCCCCUUGUAUCUUAAAUUUAGCUCAGGUCGGAGUGUUGUUAACUUGGGGCCAGCUGGGUUCGUGAGAGUCUCAGCCCAUUGCCAUGGUGGAGUCAGCAUGGUCUUGAGUUCCUUCCUUAACUCUGCAGGUUUCAGAAAUCCACGUAGCCAGUGUUUCUGAAAAUGGAUCUAGGCUGGGCAAUUGGCAAGGAGCUAAUUUCUUAUCAAGAUGCCAGCUUAUUAACUUGAGUGAAGAACACAACUGCCAAAUAGACUGUAUAGUGGGAUCUGCUAGUGAGAACAUUCUGUCCCUUUGGGAAAUCUCUUUAAGAGAAUCAUCAUUUGAAGGCUGCUUGGAGAGCCUGGAAUCAGAGCCAGGGAAAUUAGGGGCCAGGGUAAGGGAGCUAUGACCAUCUAUAGCUCCCAUUUCUGCUGCAGGGAUGGACCUAUGGUAUCAGCCAGCCACAGAAGGUCUUUUGGGACAACACUGGAGAUAAUGAUCCUUCAUAGUACAGGAACUCCCUUUUUCUAGGUUGCAGGAAGACCACCUAUUUCUACCCACAUAGGCAUUCCUCAGACAAUCCUCAUAAUUUAGUUAUUAAGGGUUUUUGCAUUUUAUAAUCCUGUCUGCCUCAGGGUCCAUCGGUCCCCUAGAUAGAGUUUGGGGAGGGAAGAAUCCCCAAACUUUGCAGCCACAAGUUACGUACUCCCUGGUCAUUUCUACAGAAAACUAAUCUGUGAUGUGUUUUUACUAUCGCAGUGACGUUCAAACUGUUUCAAAGCCUUAGGUUUCCCCAGAGAUGCCUAGGGGGAUUGGGGCACUGUGGACAAUAAGGGAGUGAGUCAAGUCAACAGAAAUGCUAGCUAGCCUUUAGUUCUCUUCUACAGCCGUACUGGGUGGCAUGUACACGUGAUAGCUGCUCACACCACAUGUGGCUAUUGAGCACUUGAAAUGUGGCUAACAUAAUUUAAAAGUAAAAGGUAAGGCUGGCCAUGUUGGCUCACGCUUGUAAUCCCAGCACUUUGGGAAGCUGAGGUAGGAGGAUAGUUUGUGGCCAGGAGUUUGAGACCAGCUUGGGCGACGUGGUAAGACCCCAUUUCUCCAAAAAAAAUUAAAAAAAUUAACUAGGCAUGGUGGUGUGUGCCUGUAGUCUCAGCUACUUGCGAGGCUGAGGCAGGAGGAUCACUUGAGCUCAGGAGUUCGACGUAGUGAGCCAUGAUUGCGCCACUGCACUCCAGCUUGGGUGAGAGGGCAAGACGCUGUCUCAAAUAAAUAAAAAUGAGCCCCCUCCCCCUCCCCCUCCCCCUCUCCCUCACCCUCUCCCUCUCCCCACGGUCUCCCUCUGAUGCCAAGCCAAAGCUGGACUGUACUGCUGCCAUCUCGGCUCACUGCAACCUCCCUGCCUGAUUCUCCUGCCUCAGCCUGCCCAGUGCCUGUGAUUGCAGGCGCGCGCCGCCACGCCUGACUGGUUUUGGUGGAGACGGGGUUUCGCUGUGUUGGCCGGGCCGGUCUCCAGCCCCUAACCACGAGUGAUCCGCCAACCUCGGCCUCCCGAGGUGCCGGGAUUGCAGACGGAGUCUCGUUCACUCAGUGCUCAAUGGUGCCCAGGCUGGAGUGCAGUGGCGUGAUCUCGGCUCACUACAACCUACACCUCCCAGCCGCCUGCCUUGGCCUCCCAAAGUGCCGAGAUUGCAGCCUCUGCCCGGCCGCCACCCCGUCUGGGAAGUGAGGAGUGUCUCUGCCUGGCCGCCCAUCGUCUGGGAUGUGAGGAGCCCCUCUGCCUGGCUGCCCAGUCUGGAAAGUGAGGAGCGUCUCCGCCCGGCCGCCAUCCCAUCUAGGAAGUGAGGAGCGCCUCUUCCCAGCCGCCAUCACAUCUAGGAAGUGAGGAGCGUCUCUGCCCGGCCGCCCAUCAUCUGAGAUGUGGGGAGCGCCUCUGCCCCGCCGCCCCAUCUGGGAUGUGAGGAGCGCCUCUGCCCGGCCGAGACCCCGUCUGGGAGGUGAGGAGCGUCUCUGCCCGGCCGCCCCGUCUGAGAAGUGAGGAGACCCUCUGCCUGGCAACCACCCCGUCUGAGAAGUGAGGAGCCCCUCCGCCCGGCAGCUGCCCCAUCUGAGAAGUGAGGAGCCUCUCCGCCCGGCAGCCACCCCAUCUGGGAAGUGAGGAGCGUCUCCGCCCGGCAGCCACCCCGUCCGGGAGGGAGGUGGGGGGGGGUCAGUCCCCCGCCCGGCCAGCCACCCCAUCCGGGAGGGAGGUGGGGGGGUCAGCCCCCCGCCUGGCCAGCCGUGCCGUCCGGGAGGGAGGUGGGGGGUCAGCCCCCCGCCCGGCCAGCCGCCCCGUCCGGGAGGUGAGGGGCGCCUCUGCCCGGCCGCCCCUACUGGGAAGUGAGGAGCCCCUCAGCCCGGCCAGCCACCCCGUCCGGGAGGGAGAUGGGGGGUCAGCCGCCCCGUCCGGGAGGGAGGUGGGGGGGUCAGCCCCCCGCCUGGCCAGCCGCCCCGUCCGGGAGGGAGGUGGGGGGGUCAGCCCUCCGCCCGGCCAGCCGCCCCGUCUGGGAGGUGAGGGGCGCCUCUGCCCGGCCGCCCCUACUGGGAAGUGAGGAGCCCCUCUGCCCGGCCAGCCGCCCCGUCCGGGAGGGAGGUGGGGGGGGGUCAGCCCCCCUGCCCUGCCAGCCGCCCCGUCUGGGAGGUGAGGGGCGCCUCUGCCCGGCCGCCCCUACUGGGAAGUGAGGAGCCCCUCUGCCCGGCCACCACCCCGUCUGGGAGGUGUGCCCAACAGCUCAUUGAGAACGGGCCAGGAUGACAAUGGCGGCUUUGUGGAAUAGAAAGGCGGGAAAGGUGGGGAAAAGAUUGAGAGAUCGGAUGGUUGCUGUGUCUGUGUGGAAAGAAGUAGACAUGGGAGACUUUUCAUUUUGUUCUGCACUAAGAAAAAUUCCUCUGCCUUGGGAUCCUGUUGAUCUGUGACCUUGCCCCCAACCCUGUGCUCUCUGAAACAUGCGCUGUGUCCACUCAGGGUUAAAUGGAUUAAGGGCGGUGCAAGAUGUGCUUUGUUAAACAGAUGCUUGAAGGCAGCAUGCUCGUUAAGAGUCAUCACCACUCCCUAAUCUCAAGUAAUCAGGGACACAAACACUGCGGAAGGCCGCAGGGUCCUCUGCCUAGGAAAACCAGAGACCUUUGUUCACUUGUUUAUCUGCUGACCUUCCCUGCCAAAUCCCCCUCUGUGAGAAACACCCAAGAAUUAUCAAUAAAAAAAUAAAUUAAAAAAAAAUAAAAAUAAAUAAAUAAAAAUGAAAAACAAAAGCAUAAUAGAAAUAAAGACCAUGUUGGAAACAGUGCAACAGAGAAGAGGCUGAAAACGGUAUGAAAUUUAGAAGGCAAGAUAGAGAACAGUGAAUAAAGACAGGAAAAUAACAGCUAUAGAAGUCAGUUAAAAAUAAUAAUAAUAAUUAUUAUUAUUAUUAUUAUUAUUUGAGACGAAGUUUCGCUCUUGUUGCCUAGGCUGGAGUGCAGUGGUUCAAUCUUGGCUCACUGCAACCUCCGCCUCCCAGGUUCAAGCGAUUCUCCUGCCUCAGCCUUCCAAGUAGCUGGGAUUACAGGCCUGAGCCACCAUGCCUGGCUAAAUUUUUUUCUUGUUGUUGUAUUUUUAGUAGAGACGGGGUUUCACCAUGUUGGCCAGGCUGGUCUCAGACUCCUGACCUCAGGCGAUCCAUCCGCCUUGGCCUCCCAAAUUACUGGGAUUACAGGCGUGAACCACUGCAUCCAGCCAAAAUUAUUCAUUUUUGUAUUGUUUCACUUUUUAUAUUUUUUAUUUUAUUUUAUUAUUUUAUUUUAUUUUAAUUUUAUUUUGAGACGGAGUCUCACUCUGUCACCCAGGCUGGAGUGCAGUGUCGCAGUCUCGGCCUACUGCAAGUUCUGCGUCCUGGGUUCACGCCAUUCUCCUGCCUCAGCCUCCUGAGUAGCUGGGACUGCAGGUGCCCGCCACCACGCCCGGCUAAUUUCUUUUUGUAUUUUUAGUAGAGACGGGGUUUCACCGUGUUAGCCAGAAUGGUCUCGAUCUCCUGACCUCGUGAUCCGCCUGCCUCGGCCUCCCAAAGUACUGGGAUUACAGGCGUGAGCCACCGCGCCAGCUUUAUUAUUUUGUAAACACACAAGUUGAGGAAAUUUUAAAAUGAGAAAAAUACACACACAAACAACAAAGCUCUAGCCAUUAGCAAUUAGAACAGCUUUAUUUACCUAAUUCAGACAAAGAGACUGGAGAUUCUUUAGGGAGUUAAAGGCACGAGCAGUGGAAAAAAACCAUGAGAUCAUCAUCACAUCAUCCCCUGAAGCUGUCUCAGGAGGAGUCACUGAAACCCAGAGAAAAUCUAACUGGUAAUUAAUACAUAGGGCUCUCGUGUCCCUGAGGGAAAGGAGUGAAAACACCAACUGAAUUAGCCCAUACAUGGGGCUGUCUGUGCCCUUUAGGGAGAGGAGUGAAAACAACUGAAAUCAGCCCAUCAGCCCAUGAAGACACUGGUGAAAAUUAUGCGACUUGUCCUUCUUGCACCUAAGCAGCCCACAGAUAACUCACUCUUAUAUACGAACCUGACUGACUGGGUAGCCAUUAUGUGCCUAGCUUAGUGCUGCAUGCUUUAUGCUCUCUCUUAAUCCUGCAAUGGGGCAGUCGAAUCACAUAUUAGCUGUUUUUGUUGCCUGUUUGUUUUUGAGACGGAGUCUCGCUCGGUCACCCAGGCUGGAGUGCAGUGGUGCAAUCUUGGCUCACUGCAACCUCCGCCUCCUGGGUUCAAGCGAUUCUCCUGCCUCAGCCUCCGGAGUAGCUGGGAUUACAGUCAUGUACCACCACACCCAGCUAAUUUUUGUAUUUUUAGUAGAGAUGGGGUUUUGCCAUGUUGGCCAGGCUGGUCUGGAACUCCUGACCUCAGGUGAUCCUUCCACCUUGGCCUCCCAAAGUGAUGGGAUUACAGGCGUGAGCCACCGUGCCUGGCCAGCUGUUCUGACUGAAGACUUGUCUUCUUCGUUAACCUGCUCCUCCUGUUUCAUCCUGCAAAUGUUUAAAUCUGAGGGGUAUUAUCCACAGCUCAUCUCCACUUUUCUAAUCUGACAGCACUGAUAAUUGAAUUCCUCAGAAGCAAGAUGUUUCUCUGGCACCCAGAGGCCUCAGCAGUGUCACGACAGCUGAAGUGUCACUUAUUCCUCAUCCUGGGCACACCAUGAUGGAGUGCAGCCCCACUGAUUGGGACCCAUGCAGCCAGCCUGGCCCAGGGCCACUCUCUCUCCCAGAAUGUGCACAAGUCAAGGGAUCUCUACUUCCAUCCUUAUUUUCCUCAAAAGCUGGUGCCAGCAGUAAUCAACCAGACUUCUAGAAAAGAGGAGAUAAUCUGCUCUCAAGGCUGCUGUGGGCUCCAGUGUUGUAAUCUACUACUUGAAUCUAGUUGUUUAUUUCAUUCUAUAAUAAUUUAAUACAGCAGAUGUCAGGAGAAAUCUUUGUUUAGAUAUUAUGUCAUAUCUGGAUAUAUCUGAAUCCUGAAUGAUUAAUCUAAAUAUUAACAAUAUUCACUUCUGCCAAUGUCAAGAGUAUUUUCUGCUACUGGGCUUAAAUCAAUUUUAAAAUUUGAGAGUUUUAAAAGCAUAUCUUUCUGUGUUCAUAAAUAAACAGAACGAAGAUUCUUUGA
This is a messenger RNA of Homo sapiens (human), 11274 nucleotides long. RefSeq names its product chromosome 15 open reading frame 40 (gene C15orf40). NCBI's taxonomy places the organism in Eukaryota, Metazoa, Chordata, Mammalia, Primates, Hominidae. The record is from RefSeq and is marked validated. Bases 33 to 494 code for a protein of 153 amino acids. The transcript is spliced from 4 exons.